Molecule: messenger RNA, 717 nt
Organism: Drosophila melanogaster (fruit fly)
Lineage: Eukaryota; Metazoa; Arthropoda; Insecta; Diptera; Drosophilidae
Exons: 2
Coding region: 126-620 (164 amino acids)
Biological process (GO): protein folding
Molecular function (GO): isomerase activity; peptidyl-prolyl cis-trans isomerase activity
Source: RefSeq, marked reviewed
CAGUUCAGUUCCAGCUGUUCUACUGUACGGUUCUCUUGAAAGUCGUUACUUUUUUUUAUCAUAAAGCUGACACCACCAAGUUAUCCGAUCUGGCUUUUCUCCGAAAAUUUUCGGCAUCUGCGAAGAUGUCGUUGCCACGCGUUUACUUCGAUAUAGCCGCAGGAGGUGAGAAGUUAGGUAGAAUUGUGAUGGAACUACGUUCGGAUGUGGUGCCCAAGACGGCGGAGAAUUUCCGGGCCCUCUGCACCGGAGAGAAGGGGUACGGCUACAAGGGAUCACCAUUCCACCGCGUCAUCCCGAAUUUCAUGUGUCAGGGCGGUGAUUUCACUAAUCAAAACGGAACUGGAGGACGCUCCAUUUAUGGAAACAAGUUUCCCGAUGAGAAUUUCGAGCUAAAGCAUACCGGAGCUGGUGUACUUUCGAUGGCCAAUGCUGGGGCCAAUACCAAUGGAUCUCAGUUUUUCAUUUGCACCGGGAAAACCACAUGGCUGGAUAAUAAGCAUGUCGUGUUCGGCAAGGUCGUUGAGGGAAUGGAUAUCGUCCAGAAGGUAGAAUCUUACGGUUCACAAGAUGGGAAGACCAGCAAGAAAGUAAUUAUCGAAGACUGCGGAGCCCUCUGAAGGGUGUCAAUACAUAAUAGUGCUGUCAAUCACACAUUUACACUAUUACACUGAAAUUAUACUUUUCAAGAAAACUUUGCAAAAUAAAAGGGGGUGC